Messenger RNA from Pseudophryne corroboree (corroboree frog), 9117 nucleotides. RefSeq names its product mucin-2-like. The record is from RefSeq and is a predicted model, not a curated record. NCBI's taxonomy places the organism in Eukaryota, Metazoa, Chordata, Amphibia, Anura, Myobatrachidae. The coding region runs from base 1 to 9117 and encodes 3038 amino acids. The transcript has 7 exons.
AUGGCUCUGGCAUUCUACGUGCAAGGGGAAAUUGAGCAUGGUCACACAUCACAUAGGCAUGGCCAUGUAUCAGAGGGGCAUACCACAAGUCACAGGAUGUGGUCUCAUGGCAUGCCCAUUCUCAGCAUGGUGGCCAAGCAGAGUACUUGGAGAAAGAGGCCUUCAGACAGAAGGCUGGUCCAUCAGGUCAUCUGUCCUUCUGGCAUUUGCCAGAAGAGCCAGAUUGCCAGUCCAUCCCUUUUUGAGUGCCCCUUUGCCAUUUUGCCGACAAAACAAAAUGUAUCUACUGAAUUGGAAUCAUUCCUUCUGGAAAGUCCCAAAUAUGGACCUCAGCCUGUUAUUCGUGCUUCUUCUGAUUGGGCACUCAGUGAUGGGGGAAUGCAGGAUGGGUCCAUAUCAACAAAUGGCACCACAGUAAACACGUCGGAACUGGAUUCAAGCACGAUGGAAUCUGUAACUGCUGAAUCCACUACAACUUUUAAUAUAAACACAACAAAUACAAAAAUACCCACAAUAAACAAUCUUAAUACUACACAGUUACCUACCACCAGUGCUCUUCCUACUACACAGUUACCUACCACCAGCACUCUUCCUACUACACAAUUACCCACCACCACCACCACACUUCCUAUAACACAAAUACCCACCACCAGUGCUCUUCCUACUACACAAUUACCCACCACCACCAGUGCUCUUCCUACUACACAAUUACCCACCACCACCAGUGCUCUUCCUACUACACAAUUACUUACUAUCAGCACUCUUCCUACUACACAAUUACCCACCACCACCAGCACCAUCACUCUUCCUACUACACAAUUACCCACCACCACCACUACUCUUCCUACUACACAACUACCCACCACCACCAGUCUUCCUACUACACAAUUACCCACCACCACCACUCUUCCUACUACACAAUUACCCACCACCACCACACUUCCUACUACACAAAUACCCACCACCAGUGCUCUUCCUACUACACAAUUACCCACCACCACUAGCACUCUUCCUACUACACGAUUACCCACCACCACAAGCACCACCACCACUCUUCCUACUACACAAUUACCUACCACCACCAGCACUCUUCCUACUACACAAAUACCCACCACCAGUGCUCUUCCUACUACACAAUUACCCACUAUCAGCACUCUUCCUACUACACAAUUACCCACAACCAGCACCAUCACUCUUCCUACUACACAAUUACCCACCACCACCACUCUUCCUACUACACAAUUACCCACCACCAUCACUACUCUUCCUACUACACAAAUACCCACCACAACCACCACUCUUCCUACUACACAAUUACCCACCACCACCACCACUCUUCCUACUACACAAUUACCCACCACCACCAGCAAUCUUCCUACUACACAAUUACCCACCAGCACUCUUCCUACUACACAAUUACCCACCAGCACUCUUCCUACUACACAAUUACACACCACCACCACCCUUCCUACUACACAAAUACCCACCACCAGUGCUCUUCCUACUACACAAUUACCCACCACCAGCACUCUUCCUACUACACAAUUACCCACCACCACCAGCACUCUUCCUACUACACAAAUACCCACUACCAGUGCUCUUCCUACUACACAAUUACCCACUAUCAGCACUCUUCCUACUACACAAUUACCCACCACCACCAGCACCACUCUUCCUACUACACAAUUACCCACCACCACCACUACUCUUCCUACUACACAAAUACCCACCACCACCACCACUCUUCCUACUACACAAUUACCCACCACCACCACUCUUCCUACUACACAAUUACCCACCACCACCACACUUCCUACUACACAAAUACCCACCACCAGUGCUCUUCCUACUACACAAUUACCCACCACCACUAGCACUCUUCCUACUACACAAUUAUCCACCACCAUAAGCACCACCACCACUCUUCCUACUACACAAUUACCUACCACCACCAGCACUCUUCCUACUACACAAAUACCCACCACCAGUGCUCUUCCUACUACACAAUUACGCACUAUCAGCACUCUUCCUACUACACAAUUAAACACCACCACCACCAGCACCAUCACUCUUCCUACUACACAAUUACCCACCACCACCACUCUUCCUACUACACAAUUACCCACCACCAUCACUACUCUUCCUACUACACAAGUACCCACCACCACCACCACCACCACUCUUCCUACUACACAAUUACCCACCACCACCACCACCGCUCUUCCUACUACACAAUUACCCACCACCACCAGCACUCUUCCUACUACACAAUUACCCACCACCACCACUCUUCCUACUACACAAUUACCCACCACCAUCACUACUCUUCCUACUACACAAACACCCACCACCACUCUUCCUACUACACAAUUACCCACCACCACCACCACCACUCUUCCUACUACACAAUUACCCAGCACCACCAGCACUCUUCCUACUACACAAUUACCCACCAUUACCACCACUCUUCCUACUACACAAUUACCCACCAGCACUCUUCCUACUACACAAUUACCCACCAGCACUCUUCCUACUACACAAUUACACACCACCACCACCACCACACUUCCUACUACACAAAUACCCACCACCAGUGCUCUUCCUACUACACAAUUACCCACAACCAGCACUCUUCCUACUACACAAUUACCCACCACCACCAGCACUCUUUCUACUACACAAAUACCCACCACCAGUGCUCUUCCUACUACAAAAUUACCCACUAUCAGCACUCUUCCUACUACACAAUUACCCACCACCACCACCAGCACCAUCACUCUUCCUACUACACAAUUACCCACCACCACCACCACUCUUCCUACUACACAAUUAUCCACCACCACUACUCUUCCUACUACACAAUUACCCACCACCACCACUCUUCCUACUACACAAUUACCCUCCACCACCACACUUCCUACUACACAAAUACCCACCACCAGUGCUCUUCCUACUACACAAUUACCCACCACCACUAGCACUCUUCCUACUGCACAAUUAUCCACCACCAUAAGCACCACCACCACUCUUCCUACUACACAAUUACAUACCACCACCAGCACUCUUCCUACUACACAAAUACCCACCACCAGUGCUCUUCCUACUACACAAUUACCCACUAUCAGCACUCUUCCUACUACACAAUUAAACACCACUACCACCAGCACCAUCACUCUUCCUACUACACAAUUACCCACCACCACCACUCUUCCUACUACACAAUUACCCACCACCAUCACUACUCUUCCUACUACACAAGUACCCACCACCACCACCACCACUCUUCCUACUACACAAUUACCCACCACCACCACCACCGCUCUUCCUACUACACAAUUACCCACCACCACCAGCACUCUUCCUACUACACAAUUACCCACCACCACCACUCUUCCUACUACACAAUUACCCACCACCAUCACUGCUCUUCCUACUACACAAAUACCCACCACCACUCUUCCUACUACACAAUUACCCACCACCACCACCACCACCACUCUUCCUACUACACAAUUACCCAGCACCACCAGCACUCUUCCUACUACACAAUUACCCACCACUACCACCACUCUUCCUACUACACAAUUACCCACCAGCACUCUUCCUACUACACAAUUACCCACCAGCACUCUUCCUACUACACAAUUACACACCACCACCACCACCACCACACUUCCUACUACACAAAUACCCACCACCAGUGCUCUUCCUACUACACAAUUACCCACAACCAGCACUCUUCCUACUACACAAUUACCCACCACCACCAGCACUCUUUCUACUACACAAAUACCCACCACCAGUGCUCUUCCUACUACAAAAUUACCCACUAUCAGCACUCUUCCUACUACACAAUUACCCACCACCACCACCAGCACCAUCACUCUUCCUACUACACAAUUACCCACCACCACCACCACUCUUCCUACUACACAAUUAUCCACCACCACUACUCUUCCUACUACACAAAUACCCACCACCACUCUUCCUACUACACAAUUACCCACCACCACCACUCUUCCUACUACACAAUUACCCACCACCACCACACUUCCUACUACACAAAUACCCACCACCAGUGCUCUUCCUACUACACAAUUACCCACCACCACUAGCACUCUUCCUACUACACAAUUACCCACCACCACAAGCACCACCACCACUCUUCCUACUACACAAUUACCUACCACCAGUAGCACUCUUCCUACUACACAAAUACCCACCACCAGUGCUCUUCCUACUUCACAAUUACCCACUAUCAGCACUCUUCCUACUACACAAUUACCCACCACCACCACCAGCACCAUCACUCUUCCUACUACACAAUUACCCACCACCAGUACUCUUCCUACUACACAAUUACCCACCACCAUCACUACUCUUCCUACUACACAAAUACCCACCACCACUCUUCCUACUACACAAUUACCCACCACCACCACUCUUCCUACUACACAAUUACCCACCACCACCAGCACUCUUCCUACUACACAAUUACCCACCACCAUCACUACUCUUCCUACUACACAAAUACCCACCACCACUCUUCCUACUACACAAUUACCCACCACCACCACUCUUCCUACUACACAAUUACCCACCACCACCAGCACUCUUCCUACUACACAAUUACCCACCACCAUCACUACUCUUCCUACUACACAAAUACCCACCACCACUCUUCCUACUACACAAUUACCCACCACCACCACCACCACCACUCUUCCUACUACACAAUUACCCUCUACCACCAGCACUCUUCCUACUACACAAUUACCCACCACUACCACCACUCUUCCUACUACACAAUUACCCAACAGCACUCUUCCUACUACACAAUUACACACCACCACCACCACCACCACACUUCCUACUACACAAAUACACACCACCAGUGCUCUUCCUACUACACAAUUACCCACCACCAGCACUCUUCCUACUACACAAUUACCCACCACCACCAGCACUCUUCCUACUACACAAUUACCCACCACCACCACCACCACACUUCCUACUACACAAAUACCCAUCUCCACCACCACCACUCUUCCUACUACACAUUUACCCACCAGCACUAUCACUUUUCCUACUACACAAUUACCCACCACCACUCUUCCUACUACACAAUUACCCAACACCACCAGCACUCUUCCUACUACACAGUUACCUAUUACCAACACCACCAGCACUCUUCCUACUACACAGUUACCUACCACCAGCACUCUUCCUACUACACAAUUACCCACCACCACCAGCACACUUUAUACUACACAGUUACCUACCACCAGCACCACCAGCACUCUUCUUACUACACAAUUACCUACUACCUUCACUCUUCCUACUACACAGCUACAUACCACCAGCACUCUUCCUACUACACAAUUACCAACCACCACCAGCACUCUUCCUAUUACACAGUUACAUACCACCAGCACCACCAGUGCUCUUCCUACUACACAGUUACAUACCACCAGUGUUCUUCCUACUACACAGUUACCCACCACCAGUGCUCUUCCUUCUACACAGUUACCCAUCACCACCACCACCACCACACUUCCUACUACACAAUUACCCACCACCACCAUACUCCCUACUACACAAUUACCCACCAUCAGCAGCACUCUUUCUAUGACACAAUUAUCCACCACCACCACCACCACUCUUCCUACUACACAAUCACCGACCACCAGUACUCUUCCUACUACACAAUUACCCACCACCAGCAUUCUUCCUACUACACAAUUACCCACCACCACCACUUUUCUAACUACACAAUUACCCACCACCGCCACUCUUCUUACUACAAAGGUUCCUUCCACCAGUGCUCUUCCUACUACACAAUUACCCACCACCAGCACUCUUCCUACUACACAAUUACCCACCACCACCAGCACUCUUCCUACUACACAAAUACCCACCACCAGUGCUCUUCCUACUACACAAUUACCCACCACCACUAGCACUCUUCCUACUACACAAUUACCCACCACCACAAGCACCACCACCACUCUUCCUACUACACAAUUACCUACCACCAGCAGCACUCUUCCUACUACACAAAUACCCACCACCAGUGCUCUUCCUACUUCACAAUUACCCACUAUCAGCACUCUUCCUACUACACAAUUACCCACCACCACCACCAGCGCCAUCACUCUUCCUACUACACAAUUACCCACCACCAGUACUCUUCCUACUACACAAUUACCCACCACCAUCACUACUCUUCCUACUACACAAAUACCCACCACCACUCUUCCUACUACACAAUUACCCACCACCACCACUCUUCCUACUACACAAUUACCCACCACCACCAGCACUCUUCCUACUACACAAUUACCCACCACCAUCACUACUCUUCCUACUACACAAAUACCCACCACCACUCUUCCUACUACACAAUUACCCACCACCACCACUCUUCCUACUACACAAUUACCCACCACCACCAGCACUCUUCCUACUACACAAUUACCCACCACCAUCACUACUCUUCCUACUACACAAAUACCCACCACCACUCUUCCUACUACACAAUUACCCACCACCACCACCACUCUUCCUACUACACAAUUACCCUCUACCACCAGCACUCUUCCUACUACACAAUUAUCCACCACUACCACCACUCUUCCUACUACACAAUUACCCACCAGCACUUUUCCUACUACACAAUUACCCAACAGCACUCUUCCUACUACACAAUUACACACCACCACCACCACACUUCUUACUACACAAAUACACACCACCAGUGCUCUUCCUACUACACAAUUACCCACCACCAGCACUCUUCCUACUACACAAUUACCCACCACCACCAGCACUCUUCCUACUACACAAUUACCCACCACCACCACCACCACUCUUCCUACUACACAAAUACCCAUCUCCACCACCACCACUCUUCCAACUACACAUUUACCCACCAGCACUAUCACUUUUCCUACUGCACAAUUACCCACCACCACUCUUCCUACUACACAAUUACCCAACACCACCAGCACUCUUCCUACUACACAGUUACCUAUUACCAACACCACCAGCACUCUUCCUACUACACAGUUACCUACCACCAGCACUCUUCCUACUACACAAUUACCCACCACCACCAGCACACUUUAUACUACACAGUUACCUACCACCAGCACCACCAGCACUCUUCUUACUACACAAUUACCUACUACCUUCACUCUUCCUACUACACAGCUACAUACCACCAGCACUCUUCCUACUACACAAUUACCAACCACCACCAGCACUCUUCCUAUUACACAAUUACAUACCACCAGCACCACCAGUGCUCUUCCUACUACACAGUUACAUACCACCAGUGUUCUUCCUACUACACAGUUACCCGCCACCAGUGCUCUUCCUUCUACACAGUUACCCAUCACCACCACCACCACACUUCCUACUACACAAAUACCCAUCUCCACCACCACCACCACUCUUCCUACUACACAUUUACCCACCAGCACUAUCACUUUUCCUACUACACAAUUACCCACCACCACUCUUCCUACUACACAAUUACCCAACACCACCAGCACUCUUCCUACUACACAGUUACCUAUUACCAACACCACCAGCACUCUUCCUACUACACAGUUACCUACCACCAGCACUCUUCCUACUACACAAUUACCCACCACCACCAGCACACUUUAUACUACACAGUUACCUACCACCAGCACCACCAGCACUCUUCUUACUACACAAUUACCUACUACCAGCACUCUUCCUACUACACAGCUACAUACCACCAGCACUCUUCCUACUACACAAUUACCAACCACCACCAGCACUCUUCCUAUUACACAGUUACAUACCACCAGCACCACCAGUGCUCUUCCUACUACACAGUUACAUACCACCAGUGUUCUUCCUACUACACAGUUACCCACCAUCAGUGCUCUUUCUUCUACACAGUUACCCAUCACCACCACCACCACACUUCCUACUACACAAUUACCCACCACCACCAUACUCCCUACUACACAAUUACCCACCAUCAGCAGCACUCUUUCUUUGACACAAUUAUCCACCACCACCACUCUUCCUACUACACAAUCACCGACCACCAGUACUCUUCCUACUACACAAUUACCCACCACCAGCACUCUUCCUACUACACAAUUACCCACCACCACCACUUUUCUAACUACACAAUUACCCACCACCGCCACUCUUCUUACUACAAAGUUUCCUUCCACCAGUGUUCUUCCUACUACACAGUUACUCACCACCACCACCACUCUACUUACUACACAAUUACCGACCACCACCAUCACUCUUCCUAAUACACAGUUACUUACCACCGGCGUUCUUCCUACUACACAGUUACCUACAACCAGCAAUCUUCCUACUACACAGUUACCUUCCACCAGCACUCUUUUUACUACACAGUUAAUCACCAUCACCACUACUCUUCCUACUACACAGUUACUCACCACUACCACUGUUCCUACUACACAAUUACCCAUCACCACCACCACUCUUCCUACUACACUGUUACCUACUACCAGUGCUCUUCCUACUACACAGCUACCUACCACCAGCAAUCUUCCUACUGCACAGCUACCUACCAUCAGCAAUCUUCCUACUACACAGUUACCUACCACCAGCGAUCUUUCUACUAUACAGUUACCUACCACCAGCAAUCUACCUACUACACAGUUACCUACAACCAGUGCUGAUCCUACUACGCAGUUCUACCGCAUUACCACAUCAACUACUGAUAAGCAUGCUGAAACUACUGGUUAUUCAACACAAGCUCCUCCUGUAUACACAAAAGGCCCAUUGUCAAGCCAAAUGGCAACUACCUCAGCCACCACUACACCGAUUACAGAUGUCAGCCAGCUUACUACCAGCACCGCACCAUCUACUUACACACCAACUCUGCCAGUAUAUGGAACAGUUUCCCUCAUCUAUGUCCCCCUUACCCCAUCCCCUUAUCUUUCAUAUCUGUCAUCCUCUUCUGCCUCUGUAUCCAUCACUCCAAUCUCCGUGGGAGAGGAACAGUUCUGUCAUGAACUUGCAGGAGGGAAAGGGGAGAAAUUAUGCUGUGACUUUAAACCUACUGUAUCAGCCACUGAGAGAUUGCUAGUCUAG